Messenger RNA from Cladophialophora yegresii CBS 114405, 795 nucleotides. RefSeq names its product versicolorin reductase. Lineage: Eukaryota; Fungi; Ascomycota; Eurotiomycetes; Chaetothyriales; Herpotrichiellaceae. The record is from RefSeq and is a predicted model, not a curated record. The transcript has a single exon. Gene Ontology annotation, molecular function: oxidoreductase activity. Bases 1 to 795 code for a protein of 264 amino acids.
AUGACCACUCCAUACAUCCCCGGCCGUCUCGAUGGCAAAGUCGCCGUCGUCACCGGUUCUGGACGAGGCAUCGGCGCCGCUGUCGCGGUGCAUCUCGGCCGCCUCGGCGCCAAAGUUGUCGUCAACUACGCCAACUCAGCCGAACACGCCGAGAAGGUCGUCGCCGAGAUCAAAAACCUAGGCUCCGACGCGAUCGCCCUGAAAGCCGACAUCCGGCAAGUGAGCCAGACGGCGAAACUCUUCGACGACGCCAAAGCCCACUUCGGCCACAUCCACAUCGCGGUCAGUAACUCGGGAGUCGUCAGUUUCGGCCACCUCCAAGACGUCACGGAGGAGGAAUUCGACCGGGUGUUCAGCCUCAAUACGCGCGGGCAAUUCUUCGUGGCGCGCGAGGCUUAUCGCACGCUCGAAGAAGGUGGGCGCAUCAUCCUCACGUCGUCCAACACUUCCAAGGACUUCAGCGUGCCGGCACAUUCGCUGUACUCCGGCUCCAAGGGGGCCGUGGAUUCCUUUGUCCGCAUCUUCUCCAAGGACUGCGGGCCGCGGAAGAUUACCGUCAAUGCCGUCGCGCCCGGCGGGACUGUGACUGAUAUGUUCCAUGCCGUGUCGCAGCAUUAUAUCCCUGGUGGGGAGAAGUUCACGCCGGAGGAGAGGCAGCAGAUGGCUGCGCAUGCGUCGCCACUUCACCGGAAUGGGUACCCCGAGGAUGUAGCUCGCGUUGUUGGAUUCCUUGCGAGCAAAGAGGCCGAGUGGAUUAAUGGGAAGGUGCUUACGCUGGAUGGUGGAGCGGCAUGA